AGUAUCGGAUCUAGCUGAGGACUAAUCCCAACUGAAAAUAGAGCAUAUAACCAAAUUGAACAAGCCAGGGAUAGUCGCAUCACAACAAUGCCGCUGCUACCGUGCUAUGCCCAUUACUGCAGGAGCUCUCGAGAUGGACGACAGGAUUUCCAGAAAAGAUCGGAUUAGUCGACGUUUCACUGUUUGAACGAAAAGGGUUGGUGGAAGAAGAGAUCGGAGAUCAGCCUAAAGCUGACGCUUUGGGAACAUUGCUGGGAGAGAAAUGACACCUUCACCAUGCCAGCGGUGUUUGGAGGUCGUGCUGCCUGCGUACGCUUUGACGAACACUGGUUGCAAGGGAACUGGGUUUUUUUUUCGCAUACGAUCCAUGUAUCACAAGACGGCCACCUUUUAUGUAUUGGUAGACUCGCCAUUGACAAAACGAACGGGGGUGCCGUGCCUGAAUUGGGCAGAAAGACUGGUUUGAGAAGUUGGCAGCUGACUGUACGAGAUUUCAAAUGUUCUUAUGACUUUGAAUUGUCGAAAAAGGAUCCGCAAAGAGCUGUAGGGGACCCCAGCAGCGAUGCACCAUCCCCCACAAACAUGGAGAACAUAACUACCUGGUCCACCAAGGCUUUGGCUCUUCGGGUCUUUGAGAAACACACGCUAGAUCGUAUGGAUCCGAAGAUAAAGCGUCGCGAAAUGCUCGAGUACGUCGCAAUUGGCCCGGUUGGCGCGAUCGGGAAGCUUGCGGACAUGGCUUAUUUUCGGCGUAACACUGCCUUGAAAGAGUAACGUUGGGU
Molecule: messenger RNA, 782 nt
Organism: Fusarium oxysporum Fo47
Lineage: Eukaryota; Fungi; Ascomycota; Sordariomycetes; Hypocreales; Nectriaceae
Exons: 2
Coding region: 277-774 (165 amino acids)
Source: RefSeq, a predicted model, not a curated record